Vollenhovia emeryi is the source of this 1113-nucleotide messenger RNA. It is a transcript of the gene Cbp20, whose product is annotated as nuclear cap-binding protein subunit 2. Gene Ontology annotation, molecular function: RNA cap binding. Gene Ontology annotation, biological process: mRNA cis splicing, via spliceosome. Lineage: Eukaryota; Metazoa; Arthropoda; Insecta; Hymenoptera; Formicidae. The record is from RefSeq and is a predicted model, not a curated record. The transcript has 3 exons. Gene Ontology annotation, cellular component: nuclear cap binding complex. Bases 290 to 784 code for a protein of 164 amino acids.
UCCGGCCUUCUGCGAGCAUGAAACUUUCUGUAGCGCGUAAAUUCGCGAAAAGCGAAAAAUGUUAUUAACGAAUUUAAUAUUGGUCGAUAAAAUUUUUCACUCUUUUCACGAGUUCACUACCUAGAGGAAUAGAUUCACGAUCGGGCCGCUGUUGGUAUCUCAUGGCGAAGGCACUAGACACUACCCGUAAAUUUUGAUUCUCUCCGGCUUGCUCCGGCUCCGGAUGCGUCGUAUCGCGACGGGGAUUGACUGCUGCUAGUGCGAAAUUAAACUAAUUAACAUCGGGAAAAUGUCGGUUAAGAUAAGCGUGACUGGCUCGCCGUCAGUAGAAUUGAGCUCCUAUCGCGAUCAACAUUUUAAGGGCACGAGGGCCGAGCAGGAUAGACUCUUAAGGAACUCCUGUACCUUGUACGUGGGCAACCUGUCCUUUUACACCACCGAGGAACAGAUAUUCGAGUUGUUUUCCAAAUGCGGCGACAUCAGGCGCAUCAUUAUGGGUCUGGACAAGUACAAGAAGACACCGUGCGGCUUCUGCUUCGUCGAGUAUUAUCAGAGGGCGAACGCCGAGAAUUGCAUGAGAUACGUAAAUGGUACUCGCCUGGACGACAGAAUAAUCAGGACGGACUGGGACGCUGGGUUCAUCGAAGGCAGACAGUACGGCCGCGGCAAGACUGGGGGACAAGUGAGGGAUGAAUAUCGAUCGGACUUCGACAGCGGACGGGGUGGUUACGGUAAGAUAAUACAACAAAAAGUUACGCCUCUCGACGGUGGAUUCGGUCGGUGAAACGUUGUGUGAAUGGUCGUACAUGUGCGCGAGUGUUCAACCUGUCUCAUGAAUUAUUUAUAUGUGACUGAGGUAAUCGUAAGUGUAAAUAUGACAUUUAAAUAAUAAGCUUAUGUACCAAGCGGCGAUGAAUGCAGAGAUCGAUUCGUAUGUACGUUAAUGAAUUUCGAAGCUUUCGACAAACGUGUCUUACGUUGUAACAUUGGAGCCGAGGAAAUUAUAGAUUAGAAAUUUGAUUAACUUUUGGACAUAUUCACAAAUUCUGUUAUUCACUGAAGAGAUCAAUGUAUCGAUAUACGAGAGAAAUAGAGCAUUUUCUAUUGAAUAAA